This is a messenger RNA of Cyprinodon tularosa, 1016 nucleotides long. It is a transcript of the gene ntpcr, whose product is annotated as nucleoside-triphosphatase, cancer-related. The transcript has 5 exons. The coding region runs from base 63 to 659 and encodes 198 amino acids. NCBI's taxonomy places the organism in Eukaryota, Metazoa, Chordata, Actinopteri, Cyprinodontiformes, Cyprinodontidae. The record is from RefSeq and is a predicted model, not a curated record. Gene Ontology annotation, molecular function: ATP hydrolysis activity.
GCGUUAACCCUGUGUUUACGGAAGUGCGUCUGUAGCCGCUGUCCUGUACAUAGACAGCUGGGAUGUUCAAACACGUGUUUCUGACCGGACCUCCAGGUGUUGGGAAAACCACUCUGGUCCAAAAAGUCUGUGAAGCUUUAGUGUCAUCAGGAGUGGGAGUAGAAGGAUUUUACACAGAAGAGGUCAGGGAAGGAGGCAGAAGGGUCGGCUUUGAUGUUGUCACACUUGCAGGAGAGAGGGGCCACCUGUCCAGAAUCAGAGAAGGUCCUGGAACCUUGCAUGGCAGACGGGAAUACAUGGUGGGACAGUAUGUGGUUGAUUUGCCUUCAUUUGAAAACCUGGCCCUUCCCCUCUUCAGAGAUGCAGGAACAGCAGGUGGAGGCAGCAGGAAGGUGUUCAUCAUCGACGAGAUCGGCAAAAUGGAGCUUUUCAGUCAGUCCUUCAUCAGAGCGGUGAGGCAGACUUUAGACAGCUCAUCUUGCACCAUCCUGGGCACCAUCCCAGUUCCCAAAGGGAAACCGCUCGGUCUGGUCGAGGAGGUCCGAAGCAGACCAGAUGUCAAGGUUUUCACUGUGUCAAAGGAGAACAGAAAUGCUCUUCUACAAGAUAUUUUAGCGACGCUGCGAGAGUGUUUUAAACGCAGCAGCCAGAGCCAGUGAAGGAAAAUCCCCUGCAGUUCGGUCAUGUUUUUGCUGACAUCAAUAUCCUUUUGUGUCCGUGCAUAUAUGCUUCACACAAGUGAACCUCUUCAAGGUUAAAAACGGUGGUGUGACCUACAUGAGAGGAAACCAGAGCUGCUGGUAGAGUUGUUUUGUCACAUGUAUAUAUGCACGAUGUACAGAAUAUCUUUUCUUUCUCUUACCACCCCAGAAAAUAUCACAUGCUUAAUAAUUGAUUGUGAGAAAGAACACCAUAGGACAGUUAGAUUCUUUAUGUUUCUUAACAGUUUAGUUGUACUUUCUUUAAAUGAUUACAGUUGAUGUUUUCUUUUAAUAAAGCCAAACACAAAGCAGUGA